Actinia tenebrosa (Australian red waratah sea anemone) is the source of this 3768-nucleotide messenger RNA. RefSeq names its product extracellular calcium-sensing receptor. Gene Ontology annotation, cellular component: RNA polymerase I core factor complex; membrane; RNA polymerase transcription factor SL1 complex. Lineage: Eukaryota; Metazoa; Cnidaria; Anthozoa; Actiniaria; Actiniidae. The record is from RefSeq and is a predicted model, not a curated record. Gene Ontology annotation, biological process: nucleolar large rRNA transcription by RNA polymerase I; RNA polymerase I preinitiation complex assembly; G protein-coupled receptor signaling pathway. Gene Ontology annotation, molecular function: G protein-coupled receptor activity; RNA polymerase I core promoter sequence-specific DNA binding.
GUUUUAGGUUUUUUGGAUAGCAACGCGGUUGGUGCUGAGGAUAGCUAUUAAAUCUCAUGAUGAACUGUUGUUGUUUUUUCCUCUUUUUUCCUCUCUCAUUUGUUUGCGAGAGAGUGUUAGGAAAGGCAUUUUUCUUACCAAAAUUUACUUUAAAAGCUUCAUUAGGAACCAUUAAUUAAUUAAGACGUUAAAAGAUAGCUUCAUCUUAGAUUCGAACCAAACUAUCGUUCUGCUCUUCAUUUCUUCCUCAUUUCACGACCAACGACUUUUCUACGUCUUCACUUCUCGGUGUUUUAGAUUUUCGUUAUCUUUCUUGAUUUCAAAUCUUUCUUCUCUUGUCUCCGCAAACACGUAAUSAAAUUAAAUACAAAAACUAAAAAAACAGUGUAAUAUGUGACAGGUCAGCAAUUAAGUUAACAAUCAACAUAAACACCUUUUCUUCCUGUCCUUUUUUGAGAAAGUAAAUCGAGAAAUGACAACCCGUUGGGGAUUCAAUACCACUGAAAAAAAUUGAAAAAUUUCCAGACAUUUUAUCAAUGCUGUCCUUUGGAAGAAGCCCUUCCUUUAAAGAAAAAAUAAAAGUUGUUUGUUCAUUUUGUCGGCACUCCUAUAAAAUGUCACUCUAAGGGUUACUAUUUUGACAUGUUUAAUUCGUAAAUGCGAAAUACAUCUGUUUUCCCGUCCUGGCUAGUCAUUCACUACAUGUCAAUCUGCUUUUCGURCCCAGUUAAUGUUACCUGUGUGUUUUUCGAUUUUUGUUCGAGUUAAGAGUUAAAAUCCUCUAAUUGACUAAUGAUACCGGCGUAUAUUUUGGAAGAAUUGAAUGGUAUUGAGGCGAGGGGGGACGCAUCAGAAUCGCUAAUUACAAGACAGGACAUGAUUGGUUCAGAUUAUUUCUCCAUUCAUUUGAACCAUUGGUCAGGCGUUCGUGCGACUCCGCCGGCGUAUCGGGUAGUUUAAAGCAGGUGUGUUGUAUAAAUAGCCAGUGUUUAGAGGAAAAGCGCCCGGAAAGCCCUWACGAUUUCACUAUGAAACACAUUGGAUUUGGUGUGGCCUUGUUUUUGGCGGCGUUCUAUGCUUGCCAAGCCCAGGAGAGAUUCAGUCAACAAGGUAAUAUCACGCUUGGUAUUCUGCUACCCGUUCAUCUACAAGCCUCAAUCGACUCAUGUGGUGAGUUCUACUCCUUUGGUCUUGGGUACAUCGAAGCUAUUUCGUACACUAUAUCCCAGAUUAAYGCAGACGCCAGUAUUCUUCCAGGAAUUCACCUUGGUAUCGAAGUAUGGGAUUAUUGCGAUACUCCAGUCCUUGCUGUUAAUUGGGCGCAUCAGAUGGGCACGAAUAACUUCCUUAACGAUUUGCURUUCCAAAACCAGGCCACGGUAAGGUCAUCAUCGUCCUUGAACGACACGAUCCAGCUUAACUUAACUUCUCCUAUCGUUGCUGUUCUCGGUACUGAAGACUCCAGUAGCUCUAGUCUUGUCUCGAGCCUUCUUCAGGUCGUUGGCAUAGCAACUAUCAGUUCUUUCGCGACCAGUGAGGAACUCAGCUCACCUUACUAUAGCAACUUCUUCCGUACCAUCCCCCCUGAUGGGCAACAGGCCAAAGCAAUGGUCGAUAUCAUAGAGUUCUUUGGCUGGAAAUAYGUUGCAGCAGUAGCCGUGGAUCAUUCUUAUGGAAGGUAUGGUAUCCGUGCGUUGGAGAGAGAAUCCUAUAACCGGAAGUCAUUCUGCAUCGCUAUGGUGGAUUACUUCACCCGGUCGGGCUACAAGGGCCAGAUCAGAUCCAUCGUGGAAAAACUAAAGCGAGAAUCAAACAUCCAAGUCAUCGUGUUUUGGAGCAACUAUGAACCUGCGCGAAGGUUCCUUGAGGAGGCAACUCAACAGGAGCUGUUUGGACGUACUUUUCUGGUUAGCGAGGCGUUGGCCACGAUAGGCAAGGACGUGCUUGAGAACCAUGCGUCUGUGUUGGGCAGUUCACUGGGAAUAAUGCCACACCAGUACGAAGAUCAACGWUUCACAAGCUACCUGAAGAACAUUACACCAUCACACUCCCGGCAAACUGGAAUUCCCUGGUGGAGGGAAUUCUGGGAAACUACAUUCAAUUGUACAACCGCUGACCAAAAUAAAACUUACAAAGUGUGUGAUGAUUCGUUGACAGUAGGUGACAGCUACCAUAAGCUUUACAACUCCUUCAUUCCCUAUCUUUCUGAUGCGGUGUAUGCUGUUGCGCAUGCGCUGAAUUUGAUGCUAAAAUGCGAUAAGGAURSAUGUAAAGGGUCUGUUAGGUUGAAGGAAUUGACAAUGUAUAUGCAGAAUGUGUCGUUUAAAGGACUUACAGGUGAUGUUCGAUUCAAUAGCGAAGGGAACCCCACCAACUCGUUCUACGAUGUCGUCAACUUCCAGCACAACACAACAUAUGGUCGCUACUCUAUCGUACCCGUUGGCUCUUGGCAAGGYAAGGAAAACUUGGAGCGCUUACUGAUCAACGAGUCAAUCAUCCGCUGGAACACAAAGGAUAACCGUGCUCCUGAAUCGAAAUGCAGCAAGACUUGUCUUCCGGGAUACAAGCAAACUGAUACGGUAGCGUGCUGUUGGGAGUGUUUGCCCUGCCCCGAGGGGUCGGUUAAUCCUUACUCAGGCCACCCAAACUGUACCCAGUGUCCUAAAGAGCAAAAGUCAAACCCUGGCAGGACGAAAUGCGUUGAUCUCCUUAUCAUUAACAUUCAGUGGAAUGAUSCUAUUGCUAUUAUUAUCGUAAUUUUAAAUGUUAUAGGGCUAGUGGUCGCUUUUUUUGCUGCGGGAGUAUAUGUGUUCUUCAGAGACACGCCCAUCGUCAAGGCCUCAAAUCGAGAGCUCAGUUUCCUCCUUCUCUUGAUUAUUAUUCUGUGUUUUUUAUUAACGUUUCUGCAUUUGACUUAUCCAAGUAAGGCCCUCUGCUUUCUCAUCAAUCCAUGGCGGUACAUCACUUGUACUGCGUGCGUAUCGAUUCUCUACCUCAAGACUAACCGGCUYGUUAGCGCGUUUCAAACUAACGUCGUGCCAUCUUGGUUUAAGAAGUACAUCCUUGACAGAAAAAGACAGCUUGCUGUUGCAUUUCUYCUYAACUUGAUUCAGUUCGUCUUCACCGUAUUGUGGCUGACCAUCGACCCCCCGUACAUGUACAAAGAGAUCAAAACACAGGAGUACAUCUUCCUGACCUGUCGUGCCUUCCGUACAAACACUGGGCUGGUCAUACGCUCCAUCAUGUUCAUAUAUUUCAUCUUCCUUGCGUUUUUGUGCUCGCUGUACGCGUUYAAAGCCCGUGGACUACCGGAGAACUUCAGCGAGGCUAAAUAUAUAGGAUUCUCAAUGUAUAUCCUACUGGUCUCGUGGAUCGUAUACUACCCGGUCGACUCGACCCUUGAAGGGUCCUACAUCACUAUUGUCGCCUGUGCCACGGCGUUGCUCACAGCUUAUGGGUUACUGGGCUGCCUCUUCGUACCUAAGGUAUAUAUAAUGUUACGACAUCCAGAGCAGAAUACUGUGGCUUUUGUGAAAGCUGAAGUGGGACAGUUUUCGAAUGGUUUUCGCGUGACCGUGCCURGUUCAUUCCACGUGCAUGCAAUUAAUCGAGUAAGUCCUUCACAUGAGUCACAGCCCUCUUGAACCCAACAACACAGGUAGCCCAAAGGGUAAGGGUUGUAUAAGAAAACUGUAUAGACUUGAAACUUGAACCCAGCCAGGCAUAAGCUGCCGAGCAUUGAAUUAAAAAAACUUCAUCAACAUUAAC